This is a messenger RNA of Oryctolagus cuniculus (rabbit), 1048 nucleotides long. The record is from RefSeq and is a predicted model, not a curated record. NCBI's taxonomy places the organism in Eukaryota, Metazoa, Chordata, Mammalia, Lagomorpha, Leporidae.
UCCAGGUUUGGCCUCGUAGUGAGAAUUAAGAAAAUCACAAAGCACAUGUCAGUGAAUCAGCAAUCUCUAGAUGCAGAUAGUACAACAGAUGUGGAAGUCAUUACAGAUACUGAAGAAGAACUUAUUAAAGAAUGUGAAGAAAUGUGGAAAGAAAUGGAAGAAUGUCAGAAUAAAUUAUCGCUUAUUGGAACUGAGACACUCACUGAUUCAAAUGCUCAGCUUUCACUAUUAAUUAUGCAAGUGAAAUGUUUGACUGCCGAACUGUCAGUGCAAAAAGAAACACCUGAAAUAGCUCCCCUAAAUGACGGUGAUCUGGUAACAUUAGGAAAAGAAGAGUUCCAAAAAUUGCAGCAUGAUCUUGAAAUGGUGCUAUCUACUAUUCAGUCAAAGAAUGAAAAGUUAAAGGAAGACUUAAAAAGAGAGCAGCAGUGGUUGGAGGAACAGCAACAGAUAAUGGAAUCUCUUAAUGUACUACACAGUGAAUUGAAAAAUCAGGUUGUGACAUUUUCUGAAUCAAGAAUCUUUACUGAGCUGAAAACUAAAAUGCUUAAUGUAAAAAAAUAUAAGAAGAAACUCUUGAUUACCUUGGGUGAGUUUCUAGAAGACCACUUUCCUUUGCCUGAUGGAAGUGUUAAAAAGAAAAAGAAAAGCAUUCAAGAAUCAACUGCACAGCUGAUAACACUACAUGAAAUAUUACAGACUCUUAUAAAUAGAUUAUUUGAUGUUUUGCAUGAUCCAUAUGUCAAAAUUAGUGAUUCCUUUUGGCCUCCUUAUAUUGAACUGCUGCUGUGUAAUGGAAUUGCCUUGAGACAUCCAGAAGAUCCAACCCAAAUAAGAUUAGAAGCCUUCCUUUAGUAAUAGAAUGGUCUCUUUAACAUAGUAAAGAUUCUUGUCAUUCACUGAUAAUAGAAACACAGGGCAUUCCUAUAAAGAAUAUUAUUUGCAAGUGGAAACACAUAGUCCAUCUUCCUUUUAUCCUUAAAUGAUACAUGCUGCCACCCAUUACUCAUUGUUAAAUGGUCCUUGCUUAGUGCUUUGGCAUUUUAAA